Messenger RNA from Armigeres subalbatus, 2299 nucleotides. RefSeq names its product zinc finger protein 30-like. Gene Ontology annotation, cellular component: nucleus. The record is from RefSeq and is a predicted model, not a curated record. The transcript is spliced from 5 exons. Lineage: Eukaryota; Metazoa; Arthropoda; Insecta; Diptera; Culicidae. Bases 137 to 2272 code for a protein of 711 amino acids. Gene Ontology annotation, molecular function: zinc ion binding.
UUUGAAAUUUCUGUAGCGUCGAGACGUCGUCUAAUUCUGUUUUCCUAACUAUUUUUGCAUAAAAUCUUGCCCAAAACCUUUAAUUUUAUGUCCCUCGUCUAUUCAUCACGCUUUUAAGAACUAGAAACCGUGAAUAAUGAAGUGCAUCGUUAAAUCAUGCAAACAUGAUUUCCACCAAGCAGCGCCAGGCUUCUCAAAACAUCGGUUCCCGCGAGACGAGGCUUUGCGCUUGCUGUGGAUCAAGGCCGUAGCAUUGGGCAACAAUCAGCUGUUGGAUCCAGAUACAAACUACGAGAGUGUCCUGAUCUGCUCAGACCACUUUACACCGGAGUGUUUUAGUGAUACAAAAGCCAGGAAAACUCUUCGUAGAGAGUCCAUUCCCACCGUGUUUGGAAACGUGCUCGUGGACAUGGAAAAUUUAAAAACAAUUUUCGUUCCGAAACCAGUUUUGCCAGAUGUGAAAAUACCAGAACCGCCGGUUUGGGUAUCGAAAUGUCCACAAAAAGCAAAAACUAGAACGCAGAAGCUGAUAGAAAGAGCCCUUCGUUAUGCCCAAAUCGAGCAAGCCGAGAGUGCCCCAUCGAAUUUCCGAUUGAAACGGUUUCCGCACGUGUGCCGGAUGUGUUUCAAGCCGAACUCUAGCCAGGUCUUGAUGGUUUCUCUUUCAACGGCCGAUCCCGCUAUGGGGGAAGGAACCAUCAGUGAUUUCAUCGCGCGCAUUCUGGCGCCGAUCGUAACUUUCGAUGAGAGCAAAAAACAACUUUUACCACAGGCGAUUUGCCUGCCAUGCCUUGAGUUGCUCAGGUUCUUUGCCAGAUAUUACUCCAAGAUCACUACGCUGCACCUUCUUAUGAACUCUUUAUUAGAACUGAAGCGUCAAAACUUCGAUCCGAUUGUACAGUUUUUUAACACUGAAUCUAAUCAAGUUCGCACGCUGAUUAAAGACCUGGACUUAUGUAGUUUAAAGGAUUAUUCGGUGGAUGAUUUGCUGGAGGAAUUCCCAACCUAUGAUUUGGCGUCCUUUGAAGGAUUUGGGAAAGAAGAGUCCAAAGAAGCUGAAAGUCACAUCCCGGUCGAGGAAAGUACUACCAAAAACAUAAAGACUGAGCACAAUCAACUGGAUCUAUUCGCAACGGACAUUUUGGAUGAUGUUCCCAUAAAAGUAAAGAAACGGAGGAAAAGGGCUCCUGUGCAGAAGCUCGAAGAACCACUACAAUGUGAAAAAUGUCCCUAUUCGGCAUACAACAAGCGAACCUUUCAAUCACACAAACUCCUACACGAUGUUCGAAAGCCCAAAUCAAAUGCCUGUAAGAAACCGGGCUGUUCGGAAGUGUUCCAAAGUCGGUUAGAGUACGUCCGUCACGUUAAAAUCGCCCACAAAGCGUACGUCUGCGAAAUUUGUGGGCAUCGGUGCGUUUCGAUGGCCUAUCUAAAGAACCAUGUGGCUCGCCAUCUAAAGAAGUUUGAACAUUUGUGUCCCUACUGCAAGCGAGGGCACAACACGAAGGCCGAUCUGCGCAUCCACAUCCAGAUUAUGCAUUUGAACACUUACAGUUACCGGUGCGAAACGUGCGCAAUGACAUUCCGGAAAAAAUCCAGUCGGGAUGAACACCAGCUUGGCCACAGCAAUGUCUACGCUUUUCCUUGCCUGCAGUGCGACAAAAAGUUUAAAAAGCCGCAGUUCUUGAAGAGUCACGUCAGUGUUGUGCACGAAAAAAAUCGUGUUCUGUGUCCGCACUGUAAUGGACAAUUUGUGUCCCGGUACAAACUGAACAACCACAUAGAGCAAGCUCACGGAAUUCAGAUUCGGUUCGUUUGUGACGUUUGCGUUCAAACGUUCAACAGCCAGGACAAGCUGGACAGUCACCGGGAGCGGCACGAUAAGCCCCAUGAAAUGGAGUGUCCGAGGUGUUUGGUGCUCUUCGCGUCCAACGAAAUGUUCAAAGAUCAUCUGUGCAUCACUUAUAGGGACGACUACGUAUGCUGCGGACGAGAUCAUCGAUACCACCUAAUGUACAAUAAGCAUAUGUUUCUGAAGCAUGGCAUCCGGAUGAACGCACGGGUGAAACCGAUUCCGGGUCAACUGAUGGGUGCGAUGAGAGCCAAGAGGAAACGCAUCGAGAUGUGUCUGAAGUGUGAACAAAUCUUUCCGACUAGGACACUCAAGAAGCAACAUAUGGAGAUCUGCAUGGCAGAGGUAGAAGCGCUUGAGGAAGAUGGUGCUGAUAUAGAUAUUGAAUGCACAGAAAUUUAUAAACAUGAAGUUGAAUGAAUGACAAUGGUUUCUUGGAACAGACAA